AUGUGAGGAGUGGCUGAAGGUCGCACCAGGAGGAAGUUGCACGUUUAACAGGGCUCCUUCAAAACACAUUGUUAACGGACAGGGCUGCAGCCUGCCAUCCAUCCCAUUCAUCCUAUUGUCAGUGCUUCUACUCAACCAGCAAAAUGUCAGCGGUCGAUUUGGAAAAGCUCCGGAUGUCAGGAGCUGGCAAAGCAAUAGCAGUGCUGACCAGCGGAGGUGAUGCACAAGGUAUGAAUGCUGCUGUUCGUGCAGUUACCCGCAUGGGUAUAUAUGUUGGAGCUAAAGUAUUUCUUAUAUAUGAGGGAUAUGAAGGACUGGUUGAAGGAGGAGACUGCAUAAAACAGGCGAAUUGGCUCAGUGUGUCAAAUAUAAUCCAAAUGGGUGGCACCAUUAUUGGAAGUGCUAGGUGCAAGACAUUCACUACUCGAGAAGGUCGUCUGUCUGCGGCCUAUAAUCUUGUUCAACAUGGAAUAACCAACUUGUGCGUCAUUGGUGGUGAUGGCAGUUUAACGGGAGCCAACAUCUUUCGAAAAGAGUGGGGUGGCUUGCUUGAAGACCUGGUUAAAGAGGAAAAAAUUACUGAAGAUGUUGCUCAGAAAUACUCUCACUUAAAUAUCGUUGGGCUUGUGGGAUCCAUCGACAAUGAUUUCUGUGGCACUGAUAUGACAAUUGGGACAGAUUCUGCACUACAUCGAAUUAUGGAAGUUAUUGAUGCAAUCACUACUACUGCUCAAAGCCAUCAACGGACAUUUGUGCUGGAGGUGAUGGGAAGACAUUGUGGGUAUUUAGCGCUGGUUUCUGCCUUGGCAUCGGGUGCUGAUUGGCUCUUUAUUCCUGAGUGCCCUCCUGAGGAAGGUUGGGAAGACUUCAUGUGUGCACGACUUGGAGAGACUCGAAGCAGAGGAUCAAGACUCAACAUUAUAAUUAUUGCUGAAGGCGCAAUUGACCGAAAUGGACAGUUGAUUUCUUCUAACUACGUGAAAGAUCUGGUUGUUCAGCGUUUGGGAUUUGACACCCGUGUGACAGUUCUUGGGCACGUCCAGCGAGGUGGUACACCAUCUGCAUUUGACCGUGUCUUAAGUAGUAAAAUGGGUAUGGAAGCUGUUAUUGCGUUGAUGGAGGCCACACCUGAAACACCAGCUUGUGUCGUAAGCUUGUCUGGAAACCAGUCUGUUCGCCUGCCAUUGAUGGAAUGUGUUCAAGUGACAAAGGAUGUGCAAAAAGCUAUGGAUGAAAAAAAAUUUGAUGAAGCAAUCCAACUGAGAGGAAGGAGUUUUGAAAAUAAUUGGAAUAUUUACAAGCUCCUUGCCCACCAGAAACCAGCUGAAGUGAAGAGUAAUUUCGGCAUGGCAAUUUUAAAUGUUGGUGCACCUGCUGCGGGAAUGAAUGCUGCUGUUCGAUCAGCAGUACGAGUUGGGAUUUCACAUGGACAUACGGUGUACGUUGUAAAUGAUGGGUUUGAGGGCUUGGCAAAAGGACAGAUUACAGAAAUAAGUUGGUUUGGAGUUGCUGGCUGGCUUGGCCGGGGUGGUUCAAUGUUGGGGACUAAACGAACUCUUCCAAAGACUUGCAUGCUGCAGAUUGUGGAGAAUGUUAGAAAAUAUAAUAUUCAUGCCCUUCUGGUUAUUGGUGGAUUUGAGGCUUAUGAAGGAGUGUUACAGCUUGUUGAAGCAAGGGGGCAAUAUGAAGAACUUUGCAUUGUCAUGUGUGUAAUUCCAGCAACCAUUAGUAACAAUGUACCUGGGACUGACUUCAGCAUUGGUUCUGAUACUGCCGUUAACGCAGCUAUGGAGAGCUGUGACCGCAUCAAACAGUCUGCUUCAGGAACAAAGCGCCGUGUGUUUAUUGUGGAGACCAUGGGUGGGUACUGUGGCUACCUUGCUACAGUGACCGCAAUUGCUGUUGGUGCAGACGCUGCUUACAUAUUUGAGGAUAAGUUCAAUAUUCAUGAUCUGAAGUCAAAUGUGGAACACUUAACCGAUAAAAUGAAGACCGAUAUUCAAAGAGGACUUGUGCUUAGGAAUGAAAAAUGCCAUGACUACUACACCACAGAGUUUCUACAUAACCUUUACUCAGCUGAAGGCAAAGGAAUUUUUGAUUGUCGAACAAAUGUUCUUGGUCACCUACAGCAGGGUGGAGCCCCCACUGCCUUUGAUCGUAAUUAUGGCACUAAGCUUGGUGUGAAAGCAGUUCAGUGGAUUACAGACAAGCUCCAUGAAUCAUAUCGUAGGGGCCGCGUGUUUGCAAAUUCUGAAGAUACUGCCUCUGUUAUAGGACUUAAGAAGAAAGUUGUGGCCUUCACCUCUGUUAGUGAAUUAAAAAAAGUGACUGAUUUUGAACAUCGAAUGCCAAAGGAUCAGUGGUGGUUGAAUUUACUACUAAUGCUGAAGAUGUUGGCUAAUUAUCAGAUCAGCUUAACGGAGUAUGUUGCAGGGAAGAUUGAACAUGUCACACGCAGGACACUUAGCAUAGAGAAGGGAUUUUGAUAUGUGACGAUUUUCAAAUGAGUCUCGAAUAUAUCUUGCAACAAACAAAAAAAAAAAAGUGGAAGGCUUAUAGAAAGUAUUUUUCAUCCAUCAUUGUAUGUAAGACAAUUAUAUGAUUAGCCAACGUUCCAAUACCAGCAAAGUAUUUUCAUCCAAAAAUGAUUUAACCAUUUCACACCAUCAGAAAGUAAUUUAUAAGUGUAUGCUUGUUGAAAUUAAGUUGCUGGUGAACAGUUUGUGAUGCAACUCAUUUAGGGUAUAUAUUACUAGUACUUGGAUCAUUUUUUUUUUCUGAUUUUGUUUAAUUAUAUUCUAAAAUUAAAAAGGAAUUACGUGAUUAAAGUUAUUGUGAAUAAUCAUUUAUUUGAAAUGUCUUCAUAAUACUGUACCCAC
Messenger RNA from Pelobates fuscus (common spadefoot toad), 2879 nucleotides. RefSeq names its product phosphofructokinase, liver type (gene PFKL). The coding region runs from base 144 to 2486 and encodes 780 amino acids. The transcript has 22 exons. Lineage: Eukaryota; Metazoa; Chordata; Amphibia; Anura; Pelobatidae. Gene Ontology annotation, molecular function: identical protein binding; monosaccharide binding; 6-phosphofructokinase activity. The record is from RefSeq and is a predicted model, not a curated record. Gene Ontology annotation, biological process: fructose 1,6-bisphosphate metabolic process; fructose 6-phosphate metabolic process; canonical glycolysis. Gene Ontology annotation, cellular component: membrane; 6-phosphofructokinase complex; cytoplasm.